Molecule: messenger RNA, 1581 nt
Organism: Aaosphaeria arxii CBS 175.79
Lineage: Eukaryota; Fungi; Ascomycota; Dothideomycetes; Pleosporales
Exons: 1
Coding region: 142-1365 (407 amino acids)
Source: RefSeq, a predicted model, not a curated record
GAUUCACCUUUCUCGCGACUAGAUCGUCGCAGACGAGUUGCUGCUUCCACGACGACCGUAUUUGUUUUCAGCAGUUUUCCAUCGAUGUUCGAAGAGACAGGUCCUCUGUGCAGCUCACCGUAGAGCUUCCCUACUCCCGCCAUGCUCUAUACAAAAACCAGACCGUACGAUAUCGCGAUAAUAUCUUGCCUUCUCCUCUCCUCGAUACCAAUAGCAUCAUGUCGACCACCUCCUGGUUCCUUAUUACCACGUCAGACGACCUUUGACGACCUCGCAUUACCAAAAUGUUCCUUAUCUUGCUUUAUCAACAGCCUCACGAGCGAUGGCUGCGCGAACGAAACCGACUUCAAAUGUCACUGCGAAAAGGGCACAAUGCUAUCGGCAGCAGACCCAUGUCUGAGAUCGAGAUGUAGUAAGGAUGAACAAGUGGAUGCGAUGAAUAAGAUUCGGACAGCGUGUCGAGCUACUGGUAUUGAUCUUGGUAAUGGUGAUAAAGAUGGACAGAACAGCAUUACUAGAAGUAUUAGCAUGUCAGAACCAACAAGGACGACAGGACCUACGACACAGGACACCAAUCCAACAGCCUCGAUAUCGUCGUCCACCAACACCCAAACACCCAACCCUGCUCCAGGAAACCCAGCCAACGGCCCAACACAACUUCCACCCCCUUCAGCACCAACAGACAUCCCAACACAGUCAAAUCCAGACAACACAUCGAGCCCCACCGACCCGCCUCCAAUGCCCACCGACACCCCUCUCGCCCUCCUCCCCACCGACCGCCAACUCUCCCCCGGCGCAAAAGCUGGAAUAGGCGUCUCCGUCUCCCUCCUCUUCACCUCCCUCCUCAUAACCCUAAUCCUCUACAUCCGACGCCUGAAGCGCGAACUCCGCGCCGCGCAAGCCCAAGCCGCCGGCGUCCCCGAGUCUGUCUGGCGCGCCCACAUCUCCACCGCGUCUACCCCCGGCAUCAUGCCUCGCCGUCGCAGCAGCAGCUGGCGAGACCGCGGUCGCUCUCCCCCGGAAUCCCCAGUGUCCCCGCUCUCGGAAACCGGUGGCGGUCCGGCGCUGCUUAAGAAGAAGCGCGGACACGUUCUCAGCGUCGUCGUUGAGCGCGAGGAAGAAGGGUCAGAGGCGGCGAGUCUGGAACCCAUGGUUCCGCGGGAACCUGUGCCGGGGCAAUCGGAGGGGUUGGUGGAUCCGCUAGAGCUGGAUGGGGAGUAUACGGGUAUCGUGGAGUUGCCGACGAGUGUCACGCCGAGGGCGAGGAGCCUCGAGAGGGCGGGCAGGGAGAGGGGGAGUAGUUUUGGGGACUCGAGUCGGCCGAGUACGAGGGGGAGUGCGGAGAAGACGAGGUUUGUGGUGUGAUAACGGAGGGAGGAGGGAGGAGGGUGUGCCGGUACUGGAUACUGGGUGAUGUAUGAUUAGACAAUGUAGAUAAUAGUAGAAUCCACCUACUUGAAGAUCAGCUGUGUAGAUUUCCGCGAUGCAUCGUUUGUGAUAGUCUUGACGAGGGAGCAUUGGGAGGAUAUUAAGAGGUGAUCGCUACUUCAGUGGUCAGGCACUGUUUUGUUCGUCGUGUCC